Alternaria conjuncta is the source of this 891-nucleotide messenger RNA. RefSeq lists its product as uncharacterized. The transcript has a single exon. The record is from RefSeq and is a predicted model, not a curated record. NCBI's taxonomy places the organism in Eukaryota, Fungi, Ascomycota, Dothideomycetes, Pleosporales, Pleosporaceae. Bases 1 to 891 code for a protein of 296 amino acids.
AUGUCUCCCAAGGAUAUGUCAUUCGCAAGGGCAUUUGACGAGCUCUUGCCACUCGAAAUCAAGCAGAUGAUCUUCAAAUGGGCAGCGAGCGACAACAGCAGCGAGAUCCAGAUCAGGCUUUUGCACGAUAAUGAAGGCCAGCUUCAUGCACCAGCUGUCGACCUCCUCGCGAAAUUGAAGGAACAGUACUCAGCCAAGGCGUAUUAUCAGGCCGUGGAGUAUCUUACAGGAUCAACGUUUCGGUGGACCUUCAGCAGCGAUACACAGCCACAUCGAUACCUUCUCCGUGCUUUCCGAAAUUCGGUCCCCAUGGAAGUUCGACAGCGAAUCAAGCAUGCCUACCUACCUCGAGUCACUGUUAAAGGUCUUAUCAAUCCGGACACCCUGUCUACAAGCCUCGAAGAUCUCCAAAUGAUGGAAGUGGGCUCACUGCUGGACUAUUCUGCUUACUUCACACGACUGGGUGCGAAAGCAACCUCUGAUGACGCUUCGAUCGUCAUGAAGAUCAAGCGGGACAUCGCAGGAGGGAUAUCAUUGCUACCCCACAUACUACCUUCGCUCGAGAAACUGGAUUUGGGUCUCGAUGUCAUUGACUGCUGCCAAAUCAAUCCGAGGGUUCUCGCGCUGUAUCGUCCUCUGGGUGAAAUCUUGGGCUUGCUUCGCUAUGGACCACUUACAGUUGGAUUGGGAGCACUUGCGAAUCUCAAAGAUGUUACCAGACUUGAUGUCCGCGUUUACUGGAAUGACUUCCUGCAUAAAGGACAAUUGUCCAGACGCGACUUCAUUAAGGCAAAUGAAACGCAAUACCGCGACCAUAUCAUGAAGACCUUGUGCCUAAGUCUUCCUGCUGCGAAGAGCAUCGUCGGUCACCCGGAGGAUCCGCCCGUCUGA